Punctularia strigosozonata HHB-11173 SS5 is the source of this 333-nucleotide messenger RNA. RefSeq lists its product as uncharacterized. The transcript has a single exon. Lineage: Eukaryota; Fungi; Basidiomycota; Agaricomycetes; Corticiales; Punctulariaceae. The annotation marks the transcript as partial. The record is from RefSeq and is a predicted model, not a curated record.
AUGAAGCCGCUCCCGACCUCUCCCCCUCCGUUCUCGCCUGGCGUCCGCUAUACCGAGGAACGCAUGCGCGCCCAGAAGAUUGACCCAGGCGGCUUCCUCCUCCCGAGCGAGGUCGACCUUGCGCACUGGAUUCUCCGCGAGAACGAAGGCGCGCUUGCCUGGGACGAACUCGAAAAGGGCUCGUUUUCGGACAGGUGGUUCGACCCCGUCAAGAUCCCGACCGUCAAGCACCUUCCCUGGGUGCUCAAGAACAUCCCGCUCCCGCCGGGGAUCCGUGAUCGCGUCAUCGAGAUCAUCAAGUCGAAGAUCGCUUCCGGGACCUACGAACCCUCC